Molecule: messenger RNA, 2260 nt
Organism: Uranotaenia lowii
Lineage: Eukaryota; Metazoa; Arthropoda; Insecta; Diptera; Culicidae
Gene: Cdc45
Product: cell division control protein 45 homolog
Exons: 2
Coding region: 365-2065 (566 amino acids)
Biological process (GO): DNA replication initiation; double-strand break repair via break-induced replication; mitotic DNA replication preinitiation complex assembly
Cellular component (GO): DNA replication preinitiation complex
Molecular function (GO): chromatin binding; single-stranded DNA binding; DNA replication origin binding
Source: RefSeq, a predicted model, not a curated record
AAAUUUUGACGUCGCCUGUAUUUUAGGCGCGCAAACAAACGUCUCAGCAAUAAUUGUGUUUCUAUAUCAUAUUUUACAGUCAAAAUUAUCGUAUUAAAGUUCUUCAAAGUUUAAAAGAAAUUAUAACUUAUAGAGAAUAAUAGAUUUAUUGAAAUGAGAAGUGAAAUCUAUUGAAUAAUUCCUUUUCCUCAGCUAACCAGCGCCUUUAAUCUAUUGAUGUUUGUGAUCGGAUGUGUUUUGAACAGUUUUGUUUUGAAGUCCUUAAGGUAUUUGUCGGAACCUUUAUGAUAAGUUCAUUAGUUCUCUGUAUGAAAUUUUGUUUCUAAUAAAACAGUGUCUGGUAGCCCAGAAUUUGGGUUAAAGUAUGUUUGUAGAAGAUUUGCGCACGGAUUUCUACCAACGGCUGAUCGGUAAGCGGAUUUUGGUCAUCGUCAACUAUGACAUCGAUGCGAUCUGCGCCAGCAAGAUUUUGCAGUCCCUUUUCAAGUAUGACAAUAUGUUGUACUCGAUCGUGCCGAUCAUGGGCAUGAGUGGAAUGGUGCGGGCUUACAAUGAGAACAAGGACGAUGUGAAGCUGGUGCUGUUGAUCAAUUGCGGCGGCUGUAUCGAUAUUGUAGAGUUGCUGCAGCCGGUUGAAGAUGUUACCUUCUUCAUCUGCGAUUCGCAUCGACCUUACCACAUUUGCAACGUGUACAGCGAUUCGCAGGUUCAGAUUCUGGGGGAAAUGAACCCGGAUGAGGGAAUACCGGAAUUCGAUGCUAUAUUCCAGGAUUCGGAUGACGAAGACGAGGAAGAGGACGAUGAAGACGACGAGGGCGGCAACAGUGACGAUGAGCAUGAGGAAAGAACCCACCGAGAACAGAAUCGCAUUCAGCGAAUUGAACGACAGUUGCUCAAGCGUAGACAACGCCGCGAUUGGGAGGAGAAGCGUGUUAAGGUGAUGUUCGAGUACACACAGUUCAGUUACUACGCUAAUAGCUCUGCCUUGACUAUUUUCGAGCUGGCCUGGCGUUUGUCCAAAGACUCGAUCGAUUUACUGUGGUGGGCAAUAGUGGGUCUUACUGAACAACUGUUGCUGGGAAAGAUUGAAAGUUCAACCUAUACAUUGGUCACGGACAAAGUCCAAUCUCAUGUUUCCCGUUUGACCAAUAAAGCAAGUGAUCAAGCUAUCCAAACUUCAGUCAAAAUCAACUUUGAAAACGACCUUCAUCUGGCACUGUACCGCCAUUGGAGUGUAUUGGAUUCGCUGAAAUACUCAAUAUAUCCAGCUUGCAAAAUGAAACUGUGGACCUACAAAGGUGAGAAAGUGAUGCACGAGCUGCUGGUGGACAUGGGACUUCCGUUGGUCCAUGCCAAACAAACAUUCAAUGCGAUGGACUUGGUGCUGCGUAAAGAGUUCUAUGAAAAAAUGGAGAAAUUUUCUGAAAAGUAUCGCCUUCCAGAUAUUGUCUAUGGAUCAUUUAUAUUACAAUAUGGAUAUCGGAACAAGUAUUCUGCAUCUGAUUAUGUUUAUUCAAUGCUAGCGAUCUUGGAAUCUGUAAAGAAAGACAGAACACCCGAGACUUGUUUUCUGCAGUCAAUGGACGCUCUUUCUCGCAGCAACAAAGAAAUUCUGGACGAAGGCAUAGAGAUCUGCAAAACACUUUUGUCGACGAUUUUCAAACAGGUCCAAAGUUCGUUGGAAAUGCACGCAGUCUAUUCGGCUGGGCCGUUUUUGUACUUUAUACUGCAAGAAGAGAUCCCUUUCUUUACCUGCCCGUACGGUUUGAUGAUGUUAGCUCGUUUUCUGCUGCGUGGCCAUGUUGCCAUUUCGCGCAAUAGACGCGCCCAGGAAUUGCCGCUGAUUGCAGUUGCUCCGAUAGACCUGAGUCGUGGUUUCUCAUUGCUUGUCGGCAUUCCACCAGUUUGCGAGGAUAGCAAAAAUUUCUUCGGCAAAGCUUUUGAACAAGCGGCACUGAAAAGUGGGGCCACCAUUUCGCAGGACUUUUUCGAAACUUCCGUCAUUCAGAUUCGACAUUCGGACUGCACGAAAUUUCUUGACGCAUUGACGGUGUUGCUUAGCUAGGUUUUUUUUUGAUAAUGAGAGUGCACUCUCUCUCUCCUUGCUGUUGACUGUAAUUAUAGGAUUGAUUGGAUCAGAUAUCGAUUUUAGGUUAGUUUUAAUAAAGGUUUUGUCAUUCUUUUACACCUGACUUAGAUUUAAGAAUGACCGAAAAAAAACAAACAAAAAAUUAUGCUAAUAAAUCUUUGAUUGACUGAA